This is a messenger RNA of Ricinus communis (castor bean), 1451 nucleotides long. RefSeq lists its product as uncharacterized. The coding region runs from base 444 to 1283 and encodes 279 amino acids. Gene Ontology annotation, biological process: root development; shoot system development. The record is from RefSeq and is a predicted model, not a curated record. The transcript has a single exon. NCBI's taxonomy places the organism in Eukaryota, Viridiplantae, Streptophyta, Magnoliopsida, Malpighiales, Euphorbiaceae.
AAUCUAUACCUGUAUUUGUUUGGUGCAUUUUUCAACAGGGAAACAUUAUUUAAUAUAUCAUGUUAUAGUUGCAUUUUCUUUUUAUACUUGAAAUCGGAGAGGGUACUAAUGUGGCAGCAGGGGAGGCAAAACUAGUGAUGACUCAUCCUGUUGUCUUCAUAUCAGAACACAGAAAUAGCAGGACACCUCAUUCCAUACCAUGAUUGUGCAGGACUUCAAGGCUGAAACCGCAUCAAAUAAUUGAAGCUAUGUUGGCUUAAGAUGUGACAUGAUAACCUCAUUUGAAGGGUAAUCCACAUUGCCUUCACAUGCUCACCACAUAUCUCUCUCUUUUUUAUCCUUCACUCUCUACAUAUAUAUAACUGAUCCAUGUCAUUGUUUAUAACCCAUCUAAUCUCAAGCUUUCUUUUCAAGAGGAAAACUUCUUUUGAGAAAAAAGAAAAAUGGCUAGUAAGUACCGUACUAGAUCAAUUAGCUUGCCGUCAAGAUCACAUCCUAAUACUCUUAGAAUCGAAGGAGAGCUUAAUAAGCUUAAAACAUUGGAUGCAUCAUCAUCAGGGUCAGUUUGCAUUGGCCUAUCAGGACUGGAAGACUUGUACAAUGGCUUCAAUGAUCUACUCAACAUGUCAACAGCACAGGAAGUCCUUACUCACAGUCGAAAUGAAAAGUGUCUCGACGAGCUACUGGAUGGAUCCGUGAAGCUUUUAGAUAUCUGUGGGAUUACAAGAGAUGUCAUGUUACAGUUCAAGGAGCAAGUUCAAUCUCUUCAAUCUGCCCUUCGCAGGAGAAAAGGAGAUUCAAGCAUUGAAACUAGCAUUUCUGGUUAUACUUGUUUCAGGAAGAAGAUGAAGAAGGAUGCCAAAACAUUUGUUGCCAACUUGAAGCAAAUGGACAGCAAGCUUGAGGCAUCUAAAUUUCAAUAUCAAGAAGACCUUUACUUGAUUCAAUUGUUUAAACAAGUUAUUCUAAUCAAUAGUUUUAUCUUCCAAUCUCUCUUAUCGUUCUUGGCAUCAUCGAAGCCAAAGCAAAGUAGGUGGUCAGUGGCAUCAAAGUUGAUGCACAAAAGAGCAAUAGCAUGUGAAGAAAAGCAAGAAAUUGUGAAUGAAUUAGAAAGUGUUGAUUCUGCAUUAGCCGAGAAGACUAAUUCCGAAAAGAUGCAGAUUGCAAAAAGAAGGCUAGAAGCUCUGGAGAUGGGCAUUCAAGAUAUUGAGAUUUGCCUGGAGAGAGUUUUCAGGCACUUGGUUAAAACAAGAGCCUCUAUUUUGAACAUUAUCUCCCAAUAGAGCCUUCUGAUCAGUUCUGAUUUCUACCCCAAAAAUCUAGCAUAGGCUGUCCUAAUUUUAGAGGGUAUGCCUAAGGAUUUCAAUCCUAAAUGUAAAUGGAUCAAAUUGUAUAUAGUUGUAGAAUUAAAUACAAAAGAAGUUGUAUUCUACAAUCCGAUUUUGGCAGUU